AGUCAAUUUAGUACAUUGGUGUGUUCGGCGACUUUUUUUUUCAGUACGAAAAUUCUGAGUGUGACACUCAAUCGGCUCAGUAAGUCCACCAAUCUUGUCUUGAACGGGUGUUCAAUUAUAUGUUCAUAUAAUUAUCACAAUAUUGCGGAGUUAAAUUCGACAAAUAUCAUGGGGUAUAAAAUAUCCGUAUGCGGCAUCGCAUUGUUUUUUGGAUUCCUCUCAAUAAGCUGCACGAACGCCGAUGUAAUAACUGCGGUAAACAAAAUGAUAAUAGACACCGAUGCAGGUGGCGACGAUGCAAUCGCCCUUUCCAUGGCUGUGGAGAACGAAAAAUGGAACGGGUGUACGAAAAUAAUUGGCAUCACAUGCGUAAACGGUAACGCUUACGUCGACACCGUCGCCCUGAACGUUCUCAAGACACUAAAAGUCCUUGACAGGCUCGACAUUCCAGUCUACAAGGGUGCAUCUCAUCCGCUGCUGUUACCUGAUGUAAAAGAUCACUAUUUUGGCCAGGAUGGUUUCGGGGACUUUUACUACCCUGAUCCUCCCUCGACUGACUUGAUCAACCAGAAGGACGCUGUGAGCGCGAUGAUUGAACUCGUAAAGCAGCAUCCAGGCGAGGUCACGAUCCUAGCUUUGGGACCACUGACGAACAUCGCCUUAGCUAUUAGAAUCUAUCCCGAAUUCCUGGAGAAGCUGCAGCAGCUGAUCGUCAUGGGUGGAAGUACCGAAGGUCGAGGAAACGCGCAGCCUGGAAUGGAAUUCAACUUUGUUGCCGACCCCGUGGCAAACUUCAUCGUGUUGAACUCGUCAACGCCAAGGCCGACGACCCUGAUAUCUUUGGAAACAACGAAAAGAGCCGGUGUGCCGACGACAUUAAGGAAUUCGUUGUUCAAGUCGAACAAUAGAAAAACCUGGCUAAUCGAGUCUGCGACGGCUUUAACCCGGAAACCGAGCGACGAGUUCUCGUACUGGUCUGAUUCAGUUGCUGCAUCCGUGGCCCUGACUUCCGGUUCCAUUGUGACAAAGUCGAAUACUUUCUUUUCGGAAGCUAUUUAUGACGGAACAAAAACGGCGGGAAUGAUUAUCGUCGACUAUACGAAUAUCACCAAACAUACCCCCAACACUUACUUGGUACAGGAAGUGAACGAAAGCAUUUACUUGGAUUUACUUUCAAAAUAUUUGAGUUGAUUUAUUUACUUCCUUGUUGUAAUUUCAAUAUAAUUUUUAGUCAAAUUUUAAAUGAUAAAUAAAUUAUAGAUAAAUCGGAAAAACUUGACAAAGUUGUGUAUGUUUU
Messenger RNA from Neodiprion virginianus, 1297 nucleotides. RefSeq lists its product as uncharacterized. Bases 169 to 1191 code for a protein of 340 amino acids. NCBI's taxonomy places the organism in Eukaryota, Metazoa, Arthropoda, Insecta, Hymenoptera, Diprionidae. The record is from RefSeq and is a predicted model, not a curated record. The transcript has 6 exons. Gene Ontology annotation, molecular function: hydrolase activity, hydrolyzing N-glycosyl compounds.